AUGCAUUCACACCGAAUUGGUUAUACACUGCUAGUCGUGUGUGGACUCUCGGUUCUCACGGCAGCCUCGUCUCCCAUCCACUAUGAGGACGACAGACCCAGCUUCUCCUUCGACGAACUUUGGGCGCUACAGAAGAACUACUGGGAUGCAUUUCUCUAUCCAGCAAAUCUUGCUCAGAUCAAUGCCACAGAUGACUCUGUGUUUGCUGAAAAGGUCCAAGGCCGAGUAGACAUCACCCGCACCUUUAACGGCCGCGAGCUCAACAAUGAGUACAUCUCCGGUCUCUUCUCCGAGUCCGACCAGGUCAGUCUGGUCGGCAUACCAAUCGCAUACAACAUCACUCAGUUCGCUGCGAACGGAAAUAUCGCAUCCGCAACAACAGUGGUCACUUUCAACGCGACCUCGUUUGGCAUAGUUGUGCCCGUCACCAUCGAGACGUGGUUUGAGUGGAACACAGAUAAGAAGAUUGUUCAGUACGACUCAAGCUUCCGCUGGUUCGGUUUCCUCCUUGAUACCCUGCUCAAGGCCGAGGCUGCCAGGGUAAAUACUACCGAUCCUGCCGUGGUUCAGAAGGAAAUUACGGACUUAUUCUCCGGCUCUAUAUGUACGACACAUGAGGAAAACUGCAAGGGCCUGGAUCAGCAAUAUGAGAGUAUGGACGCCUGCGUGGAUUUCCUGACGAACAAGAUCCGUUUCGGUCAGGGGUUUGAGCUUGGAAGAAACACGCUGCUGUGUCGCGAGGUGCACAAACACAUGGUCAAGUACCGUCCGGACGUGCAUUGUGCGCAUAUCGGUCCCACGGGUGGUGACUAUUGUGUGGAUGAUAAGUCGUAUGAGCAGGUGGUGUUGAACAAGUAUUUCCGUGACUCGUUCAUUGGAUAUGGGUAUGGGAAGGAACAGAAUGCUUGGAUUUAA
Molecule: messenger RNA, 915 nt
Organism: Aspergillus clavatus NRRL 1
Lineage: Eukaryota; Fungi; Ascomycota; Eurotiomycetes; Eurotiales; Aspergillaceae
Exons: 2
Coding region: 1-915 (304 amino acids)
Source: RefSeq, a predicted model, not a curated record